Messenger RNA from Diprion similis, 5361 nucleotides. RefSeq names its product phospholipid-transporting ATPase ABCA7-like. Bases 278 to 5311 code for a protein of 1677 amino acids. Gene Ontology annotation, molecular function: ATP hydrolysis activity; ABC-type transporter activity; ATP binding. NCBI's taxonomy places the organism in Eukaryota, Metazoa, Arthropoda, Insecta, Hymenoptera, Diprionidae. The transcript is spliced from 25 exons. Gene Ontology annotation, biological process: lipid transport; transmembrane transport. The record is from RefSeq and is a predicted model, not a curated record. Gene Ontology annotation, cellular component: intracellular membrane-bounded organelle; membrane.
CUAUCUGAAUCUGAGGAACAAACUGUAAUUGCGCGUCAACAAUCAUCACAGUAGCUUUGCGAAACUUCCACGUUUUAGACUGAUUGAUACUCAAAUAAUUCAUAUGUUCUCUGAUUCGGACCGUUAUACGAUGCUUUGCAGAUGUCCGAGUGUAAUGAUGACCUCCUUUCAUUUUUCAAAUCAUUAAAAAAUUGGAAUUAGAAGGCGUAUUUUCUUACGAGCCAGAAUACCAUUCAUGUGAAGAUCCAAAAAACAAGGCUCAAGAAAGUAAUUGAAAAUGUCAGUUUCAGAAGAAGGAAAAAUGUGUACUUCACUGCUAAACACUUUGAGUACAAGAGUGAAACACUUGGGACUUCUCUUAUACAAAAAUAUCCUAGUUCGCAAACGGCACUUAAUUAACACUAUUGUCGAGAUUCUCUUACCAGCGUGCAUUGUUCUGAUAAUUCUUGCAGUCAGAUCUCACUUAGAUGUCGAACCUAUACAUGUUCGUAACAAUACAUACUAUGAAAUGCGUACAAGUACAGACGUGGUAAGAGAUAACUCACGAGCUCUUUUUCGUCUGUAUUACAAACCGCAAACUGUGGUGACGAAAAAUCUCAUGAAAAAUGUGGCACAAUGUAUGGGCAUAUUACCAAGUUAUCUCUCUGGCUUCGAUUCAGAAGUAGAAAUGCUGCGCCAUUAUGAGAUACAAAAAGCAACAGAUGCAUUAGUUACUGUCUUUGCAAUUGAUUUUGAUAUGGAUAACUUCUCUGAACCAAAAAAACUGAUCUACACUAUACGAUCAUCGCAAAAAAUUCCGGAUAAAUUACUUUAUACUGAUAGUGAAGAUAUUAGUGCAGCAUCCGAUCACUUAAUUCAAGAGAUUCCCCUUGUUGGUUUCCAAAUAUGCUUGGACAAUGCAUUUAUUGAAAGUACAGCUCGUGAUGGUGUAAUUAAACCAACGGUUUCGCUCCAAAAAAUGCCAUAUCCACCAUAUGAUAAAGUUAAUGCCAAUGAACUUCAAAUACAAAAUGUCAUCUGUACAAUUGGUGGACUUAUCUUCUUUGCAACAAUUUAUUUGAUACCAGCAUAUGUCAGUGCAGAAAAAUCCACUGGUGUAAAUACUCUACUGAAAAUGAAUGGAAUAAAAUCGUAUCAAAAUUUCCUAAGCUGGAUAGCAUGUGGCAUGGUUUUCAGCAUCAUCAUUGUUUCUUUAAUUACUGCAAUGGUGAAAUUGAAUUUGUGGUCUCACCAAAAACCGUUUUACUAUCACACUGACUGGUGCAUAAUUUGGCUAGCACUGUUCUUCAACCUUACUGCAAUUUAUGUCUUUUGUCUCCAUAUGGCUACGUACUUCUCAAAAACAUGGCUUACACAAAUAGUGGCAACAGCGCUGUCUCUAAUUAUUAACGUAGCUGCAACCCAUUUUGAAAACUACGAUAAAUCUACCUUUUUGCCGGCGAUUGGAUUUCUUUUCCCAACUACGGCUACUAUAAGGAUAUUCGAUGAGCUUAACAGGCAUGAAAAUCAACGUAUUGGAGCACAUUGGAGUAACAUUUUGGAGACAAUGCACCCAGCAUUAAAUAUUUGGGGUAGUCUUGGCUUCAUAAUGGUAUCGAACAUUCUGGGAAUAGUUUUCCACUUCAUCUUUACGGUAUAUCUGGAUGCUGUACUACCCAGCAAAUAUGGCAUCAAUGAGACUCCGUUAUUCUUCCUCAAGUAUUUUAAGAACAAUAAAGUGUGCAGCUUUGGUGAAAGUACACGUAUGCUGAAUCCAGAUACAGAACCACAAAUAUAUGAACGUGUUGCUGAUGAUAGCUUUUGUCCUGGGAUAACACUGAGAGACUUGAUGAAACGAUUUAUACGAGGAGUUAUCAAACGAGAUACAAUCAAAGCAGUUCGAGGAGUAAGUUUGGAUUUUUACAAGGGGCAGAUCACUGCUUUGCUGGGUCACAAUGGAGCUGGAAAAUCUACCACAUUCGCAAUCUUAACUGGUUUGACGUCACCGUCGUCGGGAACUGCGCAAAUUAAUGGCAAAGAUAUAACUAAGGAUAUCGAUGGGAUCAGAAGUGAUUUGGGCGUUUGUCUUCAAGAAAAUACCAUGUUCCCAGAUUUAACUGUCGUGGAACAACUUCGAUUAGUUGGUUUCUUGAAGCAAAAGGAUAGAACCAAAAAAGAGUUGAUGGCAGAGAUCGACGAAUUAUUGAAAAAGUUGGGUAUGGAAGAAAAACGAGAUGUUAUGCCAGACAAACUCUCCGGUGGUCAGAAAAGGCGACUAUGUCUAGCUAUGGCACUUAUUGGCAAUGCUUCUACUAUAUUCUUAGAUGAACCAACGUCGGGUAUGGAUCCAGAAACACAGAGAGGGACUUGGAACACUAUAUUGAAAUACCGUGAUCAGAAAACGAUUAUAAUUACGACACAUAGUAUGGAGGAAGCUGACGUUCUGGGCGAUCGAAUUGCAAUCAUGCACUCAGGAAAAAUGAAGUGUUAUGGCACACCGAUGUUCCUUAAGAAACACUAUGGGCACAAUCAUCAUGAAAUAACGCUAUCAACAACACCAGAGUGCGACAUAGACAAAAUUUGCAAUCUGGUUGGCAGUGAUGCAUCAAUAAAUACGACUCAAUAUGGCAGAAUUGUUAUAAACCUUCCAUUUACCAGCUCUUUACCGGAAAUUUUGGACACUAUGGAAAAUCAAAAAGCAGAGUUGGGAAUUACUGGUCUCAGUGUGUCAAUAAUAAAUCUGGAACAAGUUUUCCUAAGGGCUGCCAAUGAAGAAGAAAUGUCGAACAAGUUUGAAGAUAAUGUCGAUGGGAAAGUAGCACCUGCUGCAAGAGAAUACGAAUACGUAACAGGCUGGUACCUUACUUGGCAAAUGAUUUGCGCUUUGUUAGUAAAGAAAAUGACCUAUUUUAAAGCUAACAAGGGUGCGAGUCUAGCACUCGUGUGUGGAACUCUGAUAGCGAUAUUAUUGCCACUUGUUUUCACCUCAGGUGAUUACAGGGAAAAACCAAUUAUACGGAUCGAUCUUCGAGCAUAUAAAAGUCCAGAAGUGAUGCUACACUCCGAAGAUGAAACUCUAGGAAAUAUGUAUAAGAAGAUAAUUGAAAAUCAGGAUGCUAAAAUCAAUGUCACCGAAGCUGGAGUCUCUCUGAGCAAAGGGUUACUGUCCAGAGCUCUAGAAGAUUUGACAUACUAUAAAACUCGAAUGAUUAUCUCAGCUGAAAUUAACUCAAGUAUGUCAGUAAAUGGUCUAUAUUCUGGUGGGGCGACGUUAAGUGCUCCAAUAGUUUGGAAUACCAUGUCGAAUCUACUGCUGAAGAUAGCGGCGGGCGAUCAGUAUUCGAUCAUUGCGAGUAUCGGUGAAUUGCCGCAAUCGUUAGCGCAAGAUGCACAGAAGAGAAUGGGGAAUAAAGUUGAAAUUCUAAAAAGGAAUAUUUUAUUUCUGACAAUAUUUGUUCACGUUGUUGGUUUGUUCGUCAUACAUCCGCUACUCGAGAAUAGCACAAGAUUUAAACAGUUGCAGCAGAUGGCUGGUGUCUCGGCAUUCAUGUACUGGGGAACAAUGUUUCUCAUUGAUUUUGGAUUUUACAUAUUAGUGGCACAAUUCGCCGUUUUUGGUAUUGUCUGUCGAGACUUUUUCAAUAACUUGUCAGCUGUAUUCUUUUCAGAAUGUGGAGCGGUUUUAUUUGUGUUAUUUCUGCUCUUCGGUAUCAACGCUCUACUCUUGGCCUACAUACAUAGUUUCAUGAAGAAAAAAUUGCACGUUGUGUAUUCAGUUUUAAUUGGAAUACCAUUGUUAAUGGUAUUCAUCAUUAUUCCACUAUACGAAGUGUUAUCUUAUAUGGAUAAUGUUAAAUGGGCAAAUAUAAUUCAGCGAAGAACGUUUUCUUUGGCACCUGUCAUUAGUUUUAUGUUUGGAUAUUUGAAGUGGGAAGAAAUAGCAUACAAAAAUGCUAGAUGCCGAACAAUGACUAAACUUUCAACUGCCGUUUCUUGUGAUACUAAAGACUACUGUUGUGCGAUGAAGUGUUCUGAUGGAUACUGCGAAAAUCCGCUACCAUUUUUGGCUGGUUUUAGUGAACAAGGUGGAAUCGAAGAGUAUGUAGUGUAUUUAUCAAUCACCCCGAUUAUUCUGGUCGGCAUCCUCUAUUUACUGGAGCAGCAGACGUUUGCGAAAUUGCUAUCAAAAUUCCAAGUAAUGUACCACAAGUCAAAGCAUGGUCGUGAUCAAAUAAUAGACAGUGAAGUCCAAAAGGAAAAAAGAACCGUAUGUCAGGAAAUUAAUAAAAUCAGUAACGCAAGCUCUUCUCAAUCCGAUUCUGAGAGCAAGAAUGUCUUUCUGGCUUACGGACUAAGCAAAUAUUACGGGAAAAUGGAAGCUGUCAAAGAAGUCAGUUUCAGAGUAAUGAAGAACGAGUGUUUUGGAUUGUUAGGUGUGAAUGGUGCUGGAAAAAGUUCUACUUUCCGAAUGUUGGUUGGUGAAGAAAUUCCGAAUAGCGGUAUUCUUUACCGUGGUUGCUACGGUAUUAAGACUCAUCGAAUCAAGUAUUUGGCUGGAAUGGGCUAUUGUCCUCAAACUGAUGCCCUAAUUCCAUGUCUGAAUGCAGUGGAACAGUUGACCCUUUUUGCCCAUCUAAGAGGCGUCCCAAAACAGCAGGUGGAGUCAGAGGUUUGCUCGUGGAUCAAUAAGCUACAAUUGACCAAACAUGCGGCAAAACCAAGUGGAUAUUAUAGUGGUGGAAGUAAGCGGCGCUUAAAUAUUGCAAUUGCACUAAUUGCAAACCCUGAACUGGUUUUGUUGGAUGAGCCAACGACUGGUGUCGAUCCAGCUGCCAGAAGAUUAGUGUGGACUGUUCUUAAAAAUUGUCAAGCAUCUGGCCAAGCCAUCAUACUUACGUCCCACAGUAUGGCGGAAUGCGAAGCUCUGUGUAAUCGUUUAGUGAUAAUGGUGAAAGGUCGACUAUUAUGCAUCGGUGCUAGUCAGGAGUUGAAAGAACGUUUUGGAGCAGGCUUCAAUAUCACAAUCAAACUGGAUGCGCAACGAAACGAAGACGAUUGCACAAGAAUCAAGAAAAAAAUAGAAACGGAUUUUACCUGUCAAUUAAUAGAUGAGCAUCCUGGAUACUUAUUCUACCACGUGACUGAUCCCCAAGCGACUUGGGUGAAGAUGUUUGGGACAAUGAACGAUAUCCAAUCGGUACACCAAUGUGUCGAAGAUUUCACUGUAUCUACAUCUACUUUAGAACAACUGUUUAUGCAGUUUGCCCGGUCUACAGACUCUACCACGCAAACUCACAUACAAGCGGAAACUACAACUGGAAGUUGUGUUUGAGGUUAAUCUCACAAGUGUAAAAUAAAGAUACUAUUAUUCUGUUAUUCGUA